This is a messenger RNA of Bombus impatiens (common eastern bumble bee), 4999 nucleotides long. RefSeq names its product thrombospondin type-1 domain-containing protein 4-like. The transcript is spliced from 19 exons. Gene Ontology annotation, molecular function: metalloendopeptidase activity. The coding region runs from base 503 to 3160 and encodes 885 amino acids. Gene Ontology annotation, cellular component: extracellular matrix. NCBI's taxonomy places the organism in Eukaryota, Metazoa, Arthropoda, Insecta, Hymenoptera, Apidae. Gene Ontology annotation, biological process: extracellular matrix organization. The record is from RefSeq and is a predicted model, not a curated record.
GGGUCUCCCACUUUCGCCACUAUCAUUCCUGUCGCGGCUGCGCCAGCCCGUGAGCGCGCAAACGUGAGUCCGUUCUCGGCUUUCCUCUUCGGAGUUUCCUCGCUGGAUGAUUACGCGCAAACACCUGCCUUGCCUCGCGUUUACACGUCGAUUUUCCACCGGUGGAAACGCCAUCGUUCGGUGCAAUCGUGUCGCGACGAGUUAUUCAGUGCGGUUUCGAGGGAAUUCGUAGGAACUGUUCGUCGAUGUUAAUCGAUCGAUCGUGAACGGAGGAAUUGAUUUUCGAUAGCGUUAGAUCUACUUUUCCUGUUCUUGUUCUUUUCUUCUGUUGUCCAAGAUAGAGAGUAUCGAUCUCGAUCGGACGAGUUUUUUCCCGCGGGGGCUCGUGUUUCUUGGGAAAUGUGUGCCACGUGUAGUGAGCCCGCGAGUCCACCUGCUGCACCUACUGAAUGGGAUUAGAUGAGGUGCACGACGGAUGGCCUGAGCCUCGGAGCAAAUCUUCAUGGAUCGUUCACGAAAAUCGAAAAAUGACCGGCCGCCGUGGAGUCCCGCGGAAGUGCCGCGGCGUCGACGAUGCGCGCCGCGACGCACCAAUAUGACCAAAAUCAGGAAUUUCGGAUCGAUUCUAGCUUUGACAAUGCUGACUGCGGCCAGUGUCUCCUCUACCCACGUGCCCGACAAGUAUCCCAUCGAGGUCUAUCACAUGCUACGGGAGAAGACUCAAUUCAAUCUUGGCCGAGAUAAUCGUAUAAGAGGAACCUGGGGACCGUGGAGUGCUUGGAGCGAGUGUUCACGGACCUGUGGUACGGGUAUUCAGUCGCAGUCCCGCGAAUGCGUGCCAUAUCAGCGACUGUUAAGGAAGCGGAGCAUUAUCUCGGAGAAUGGCACGAGCAACUCGCGGCCCAUUUGCAUCGGUACAUACAAGCGUUACCACACGUGCAACACGCAGAAAUGCCCGAACUUCCCGGAGGAUUUGCGGGCCGAACAAUGUGCCAAGUACAACGGAAGAAACUACAAGGGCGAGAGCUACGAUUGGGUUCCAUUCUUGGACGUACCGAAUUCUUGCGCGCUCAAUUGCCGCGCCGUUGGCGAGCGUUUUUAUGCAACGCUUGAACCGGCAGUAAUGGACGGCGCACCCUGCGACGCUCCGAAUCUUCGUGGACAUAAUACCGGAAUUUCUAUGGAACGCACAGACCGAUGGCUCUGUGUCGCCGGACAAUGCAAGUCCGUGGGUUGCGACGGUGUGGUAGGUUCCGGCGUUACGAUGGACGCUUGUGGUGUCUGCGGUGGUCAGGGUAAAGGUUGUAGACUGUACGAGGGUAUUUUUAUGGAACCAAUCCUGCCGAGGGGUCAUCAACCCGUAACCACCAUCCCGAAAGGCGCCAUGUCUCUCAACAUCUCGGAACUACGUUUCAGUAGUAACUUCUUAGCGUUGAAAGACAGCAACGGUAGUUACAUCCUGAACGGACCCUUGGCUUACAGUCCAAGCGGCACUUAUAAAGCGGCUGGCACGACAUUAACAUACCAGAGGGGUGACAAAAACCGCAUGGAGUGUAUCUUGGCAACCGGGCCACUGAACGAUUCUUUGCAUUUAGAGAUUCUGGCGCAGGAAAUGAACCCUGGAGUGCUUUACAAAUACAUGAUGCCGUUCAAUGGAAAGCCAGUGAUAGCACCGCCGUUCUUUCCGAUAGGAUCCGUCGAUCGCGGCAACGAAAUCCCCGAUUCGGAUGCUCGCAUCCGGCCAACCUUUCCGGUCACUAGAAUAUCCAAUCAAAAAGCAGAUUUAUCACCGACGAGUCAUAAUCAAGAUCGAGCACGGGCUCGCGAGAAAGGACGGAAGGAAGAGAUGAGGCAUUCGCCUACUACGGUGAUGGCCGGGGAUCAGCCAAAAUCGAAGAACAAAAAGAAGAAACGUCUGCGAUUCUCUUGGAAGAUGUUCGGAGUGACUCCUUGCUCCAAGGAAUGCGGAGGAGGCGUUCAGACGGCGAUCUUCAAGUGCUUCCGCGAGAACAGGCAGAUGAUCGUGAACGACAAACGUUGUCGUAGCGUGGAAAAACCGCAACAACCGCCCCCGUUGCGUUGCAACGACAACCCCUGUCCGCCUAGGUGGAGGGCCGAGCCGUGGGGCGAAUGUUCGGUCAGCUGCGGCAUCGGGACAAGGAGUCGGAAAUUGGAGUGCGUACAGGAACUAAAUGCGAAUUUGACGAUGCGAGUGGCAGCCGGUGCGUGCGUACAACCGCCUGACCUUAGAAGCGUGGAAACCUGUACGAAACCGGCUUGCACGAACGGUCCGGAAUUGAGGCACAUGCACUCUCAGCACGACACACCCAGAUGGGACGUCGGCGCCUGGGGCCCAUGCUCGACAACUUGUGGAACGGGAAUUCGUAACAGAACGGUGACAUGCAUCACGUCGGGUGAUGCCUGUUCCGCGUUCAACAAACCCGACUCUCGGAAAAUCUGCGAAUCCGCGCCUUGUAUGCGCACCGGGAUCGAGCACAGUGCUCCUUGGCUCUACUCGGAAUGGUCGUCCAAGUGCUCGGCAGAAUGUGGUAGCGGAGUGGAAACGAGGCAAGUGGCCUGUGCCGAUGGUAGCGAGCUGUUCUGCAAUCCCAAAGAGAGGCCGGAAACGGAGAGACAAUGUUUCGGAAGAGAAUCGAACUGCGAUAGCGCGAAAUGGUUCACCGGACCAUGGUCAUUCUGUUCCGUGUCUUGCGGAGUGGGUGUCCAGUAUCGAGAAGUCCUUUGCGUCGCAAGGACGAACAAAGAAUUAGUCGUGUCGCCGGCGAGCAAUUGCAACGGUUCGAGGCCAGCAAACGAACAAGUAUGCAGAGCGAGCGCGUGUACACCGACAUGGUUCACCUCGAACUGGUCGAAGUGCUCGGUGACAUGCGGCACCGGAGUGCAAACCAGGCUGGUUCGUUGUAUUCUCGAGGGUGUCAGCAACUCGAAUUGCGAGGAUGUUGCGAAACCUAGCGGCCACCAGCAGUGCAGUUUGGAUCCGUGUAAAAAGGAUCCUUCGUCGUCGAGCAAACCACCGAAAAAAGCUUACGAGGCGUCGUCGGAGUGCGUCGACAAACAUCCAAAUUGUGCGUUGGUCGUGAAGAACGGUCUGUGCCGCAUCAAGUACUACAAGUAUUCGUGCUGUCGGUGUCGUGAAUAGUCGUUCGACGGCGAGAACAAGCCACCGUUUCAGGCAGGUCCACCCGACCAUGGUCGCGGCCGUUUUGUGUUCGAUUAAACUCGUUGCUUUCCUCCCUUAGCUAAAUGUAAACGGGGAAACUUGAACGGGGGAUUUUAGCGACCAAUAAGACUGUGACAAAGGAACGACCCUCUUACAUGUAUAAUUUUAUUUAACGCGAUAACAAGCUAACCCCGCGUAACUUUAUUCCUUCUGUUAUCUUAUUCCGACGCGGCACGUUGCGGAAGAACGAUUAUUUAAUUGAACGCGAAAAUGCAGAAAAUAGGUGAAAAUUCGCUAGUACAGAAGAAUCAACUAGUCGUUGGAGAAUAAACAAGUGUACCGAGGGCGUUUGUAAAUGGAACGCCAGACAGCAUGAUGCGUCUGUGCACCAGAAACUCGUAUCGUACGGCAUGUAUGCACGUGUGUUGCGUGUGUAGAUAUCUCUCAGAGUGACCGCGUGAACAGCCAGCUGCAGGGGCGUAAUUUUGUCAAUGCAUCGAUCUUGGCCCCGCACUCCAAUUCCGCCGUGUUCGACCAAGACCGAUGACAUCGAUAAUUCGACUUCGAAAUCUCGAGUCGUGCGUUUAGAACGAGAGCGAAGCAAACGUUUCUAAAGCAAAAGCAUGUGAGCAUCGAUAAAGGCUAUGGACGGGGGAAGUUGCUAUCGAAUUUUUCCGAAAUCCUGCGAUACCGUAGAUUUAGUAGGGACCGAUAAAUACGCUCGAUCGUCGGCAAGGAACGAGGGAUUAUCAUUGUUACGCCCCUGGAUGAGUUGCGGUCCCAUUUGCAUGCGCGUUCCACGUGAAACCUGUACGCCCAUGUAUCCAUUUAGGUAAACCUGCGAGCUUGUGCCUGGACAAGCGUGCGUGGACACGCGAAACGAAACGAGCUCCGAGCGAGUACACGAGCUGCCUGCGGUGUCUCCGCGAAAAGAAGAAGCAAAACGUGUCGAUCGAUACGACUGCAUGUGCUCUCGAUGUACUACGAUAGGUAGGCUGUAUUAGUUGCAAAACUUUAUUUAUGUGCCCGUAUAGACUAUUUGUACCACGAUGGAUGCAGGCCGCGGGUAAUUUCUGUUAUCUGAGCAUUUAAUUAACAUAUCGAACCGAACGAAUCUGGCGAUUUUGAUUUACGAACCCGACUUAUUAACAAAUUCAUCCGCGACAAGGACAGCACGGCAACUCCGAACCGGAAGCACGUCGACAUCCUUUCCCCUCGUUAACGUUCCUGUCUCGAGGAACGAGUUCGAGAAACGCGUUCGAUCUCUAGGAAAAUAUUUCACCUCGGGCUAACCACGAAAAAGUAUCAAGACGUUCGUGUAUUCGUCGUUCUAUGUGGUCGAUGUCAACUCAACUGAUUCGCCUGUUCUUAAUAUGCGAGCAUAGUCGUAGGAUAUUAACUAUAGCAAUGGUAUCGAAUCAAAUAUACGCUUGUCUCUGUGUAGAAAGUAUAAAGUCACUGGUAUACUGUAUACGUAGAAUCGAAUUUAAUUUUCGUCGUCCCUGGUAGAAGUCGCGAGAGGUUUUCGACGUAUUAUUAAUCGAUGAAUUAAUCGCGCGUACAAACACCUUUAUAAGAUAUAUGAACGUUGAGUUAAUUUUAAGUAGGUAACGUUUUCAAACGAUUAACGGAAACCUCGUGAAAACUGCGUUGGCAAUCGAUUCUCAGUGUCAAUUAAAUCGCAUUCCGGUUUGCCUUCUCAACAUCAAGGAAAUCUGCGGACACCGUACCAUACUCCGAGCCCGCUUUGUGUCUCUCGAGAAGCUGUUCUAAUUUCUGUUGCAAUUCGUUUCAAUAAACUUUCCGUUUUUCCUUGUA